Molecule: messenger RNA, 2794 nt
Organism: Dermacentor silvarum
Lineage: Eukaryota; Metazoa; Arthropoda; Arachnida; Ixodida; Ixodidae
Product: tRNA wybutosine-synthesizing protein 3 homolog
Exons: 7
Coding region: 150-869 (239 amino acids)
Biological process (GO): tRNA methylation
Cellular component (GO): cytoplasm
Molecular function (GO): tRNA methyltransferase activity
Source: RefSeq, a predicted model, not a curated record
CACCAUGGACAUUGUCGAGAAUCAACACAAACGCACAUGUUGGAUGUUUCGUAUGCGUACGCGGUUAUGGUUAUGUUUUGGCCAAAGCGUCACUACUCGCCAGUGCGUUGUGCAAACUGAUCGGCUACGUGUGUUAACGUCCUAAAUUGAUGGAUUCGUUUGCGAAGGAAAAACGCAAGCGGCUUGGAGGUACCGAUGCAAGCCGGAAAGGGGCAAUAGAUUCCAAGAUCGUUGAUGUGACCGACCGAUUGAACUCGUUUCCGCACUACUGUACGACAAGCUCAUGCUCUGGGAGAAUUAUAGUAUUUUCAGGCGCAGAAUCUGACAUUGGGAAGCCAACAGUAAAAAAAGGAUGUCGAUGGCACCUCGUCACACAUGAUCUUCUUACAGAGGAUGAACUGGACGAUACUUUGGCGAGAACGACCAACUCUGCAACUCUCAAGUUUGAACCGUUUAUCCUCCAUGUACGGUGUCACACUUUGGAUGCAGCCCAGAAACUUCUGACCAUGAGCAUAGGGGCUGGAUGUCGCAAUUCCGGCAUAAUGCUAAGCAAAACGGGCAAGGUUCAUGUGGCAGUUCGGACCACACUUUCAUUGGAGGUUCCGCUUUCUGAGAGUGGAAACGUUCUUGUCACACCUGAGUACCUCAAGUUCCUAAGGCAAAAAGCGAAUGAAAAAAUGACAGAAAACUGGAGACGGCUGCAAAGGUUCUCGGCUGCGCUUAAUGUGCUUAGCUGUGAAAAUGAAGGCGAUGCGGCAACAUGCAGACUUCCCAGAGAUUCGGUGGUUGCAAGGAUUAAGAAUGAGAAGAGUUCCUCCGAGUUUGAUUAUGAUGAAAGUGUUUCUGGCCUGUUUGACUUCUCGACGUGACGACUUCAAGGCACAUGUAUGCACUGGGAGUGUGACAGUGCUUUUGUAGCAUUACAUUUUGAAGAAAGCUAUAAAUACUUUUGUGUAAUUUUAACGACUGACUACUAUGUGCAAAAUGGCUUGUGAAGAUGUGAGAAACACAUGAUGUGCCUGUAGGCUCUUAUUGAGAUACUAUGUGGCAGCGUCUCAGAUGUCCCUACAUUAAGAGCUCAACAUCUGGCUAAAUCUCGAACAUUUGACUUGCAAAGUGGCAGCGUGAUAGCACUGUGCCGGUCACCACAGCACAGACAAAAGUUUGUGAGGAAAAAAAGUGGGCGGCUAUAAUGGCGCAGCAGACUAUGACAAGGACAAGUAACAGCAACUGUAUUGUGUUACUUGCCGUCAUCCUUACCUUUACUGCCCUCUUUGCUUCAUCGUGGUAUGCAUUGCUGCCAUUUCUCAUUGUGUAGUACGCAUGAGCACACAUGGGCAUCCAUGAGGUUGGUGCCCAUUGGCUGAAACUUGUGCGGUUGUACUUGGCAGUACCAACUCCACGAGCUUGUACAGUGGUCUAUAGACAACAUACCUCCAAGGAAACAACCGACACUGCACAGCCAUUGUUCCACUGUAGACACCUGCUUGGUGGGCUGUUGCUAUGCAAAUUCAUUUUAUGACUGCACAUUGCAUUGUCAACUUCGUGAGCUCGCAUUGCAUAUGUACCACCUGCCUGCAAAUGGGCAGCUGACACGUUCAAAGGUAAACAUUCGGCCGACAUCUGCCUAGUUGGGGACAACUGAAUUAGCAAAGAAAACUGCAACCAAAAUUUAUUUCGUAUAUUGGCCAAGACUAAAAAAUUCCCAGAAAGAAUUUGUCGAAACGAGACUGACCUUUACCACCUUAACAGAGAAUGCAGUGCGGUGGCAGAACACUGCGAGCUUUUUGACCACCAGAUUAGCCCCGACGCCACUGUUGUCUUGGAGAGAGAAGAGAACUACCAGCGGUAGCAGUUCCUUUUUGAAUCCUGGCACAUCCAAAAGAUGUCGGGUAACAACAAUCAUUCGUCGGGAACACUUUCUGCCGUUUGCUCUCAAGGACUGCGAAAAGUCUCCGCGCACCUGUCAAAGCCUUAAAAAGCGCAUAUACCGAAGCACUGCUCACCUCAGCUCACCUGUAAAGAAAGAUCUGGUUGGGCUCCGAAACAUCGGGUUUUUAAAAUUGGAAAAAAUUUUGGUUGAACUUUUUCUUUGCUCUUUAGUUCAGCUGCGAUAUUGUAUAGCCACUGUUCUACAAUAUACUCUGUACUCAAAACUGAAAUUCGGCAAAAGAAAAAUUAACAUUCUGGAGUGUUGCCUGCAGGCAACACUCAUCCAUGAAGCAACCCUACAUGGAUGAGCAGUUGCCUACAGGCAACAAUUUCAGUUUUGAGUAUGGAGUUUCAUGUCUUUGGCCAACAUUGAACAACAGGCAGCAAGCAUCAUUUGUUGGAUAAGGUCACCGCCUGCUGUGGUAUCACACAGGUAACGUCGAGAAAAUGCGACGUGCACCUCUGUCUUGCAUUCCAUGAGAACUGUCUAGUGGUCCACACGAAGCCAUAGAUGGCUUGGGGUGAAGCUAGCUUCCCGUGUUCUGCCUGGUGUUGCCAACCUAUUGCUGGAAAAGUUUCCGAAAUAUUUUUCUUUUUGUUGAAUAUUCUCAGGGUAAUUUUGCACAUUUCCAUGAAUAACAAACAUUUCCUUCUGUUAUGUUUGUCUUGUCAUUAAAAAGUUAACAACUCUGCAAGCUUGUACGGAGGUCUACAGACCAUUCAUCUGCAAGUGGACAUCGCACUUUCCACUGCCAUUGCUCCACCACACCAUUCACCCACUGCUCAGGAAUAAUUUUUGUAUGAGAAUGGGCCUAACAAAACAAUAAAGGGACUUAAGCAAAAAACAAAGAGAUCGUAAUCU